AUGCGCUGGACUUCCGGGACCCGAACCAAGCCUGGACAGGGGAGCGCCCGCCGACAGCAACAUCCAGGACAAGGACAUGGCAUCUGCGACCUCGCGGCGCGCAUUCUGCGGCACCGCGAGGGUGUGGGCGCCGACGGAGGUCGCCAACCUCGGGGUGAUGAAGGCAGCGCCUCUUCCUGGAGGACUCCGCCGCCGCGGCCCUCGCCGCGGUGCCCGGCGACGGCCCCGGGAGCGGGACGCGAGGAGACGCCGUGCAUCUUUCUGUCGCCGGACGGCGUCGUGGUGUCGGUGGCGAUCGGACAUCUUGCGGUUCAGCGGCCGCGCCGAGGCGGAUCCCGAGGCCCGCCUGCUGCACCAGCUGAGGCACGUGGUGGCCGUCGGGGAGCCCCUCGGCUGCGCGCUGGCUGGAAGGCGGAGAUGGAAGCCUCAGAGGCGGAGAUGGCGGAUUCCGAGCCCGCGGGGCUGGCGCUGCUUCCCGUGGACAUGGCAGGGAACAUCUGCUCCGCGAUCCUGGGAGGGGGGGGGGCCGAGGGUCCUUGGGCAACGUUGUGGGCGCCCGCGCUCGCCGCGGGCGCCUGGGCGCUCGAUUGCGCGCGGGCGGAUUCGCGCGGGUGCAGGUUGGCGCGGGGCCUCAGGGCGUCAGAAGUCAGCGCUGGGCUGCAAGUGAAGUCGGUCCUGGGGAAAGAGGUCCAGGGGCCCAUGGCACUCGGUGGUGUAGCCGUGGUGGCGAAGGUGGACGUGGAGAGCCGCGAUGACGAAGGCGCCGUCCUGGCUUCCUGCCCAUGGCGGAAGGAUUCACUCGUGAUCCUGGGGUGCGCAAGCCUACUGGUGAUCCUCGUCAGUGGCAGCGUGGUGGUGACGACGGAGCUGGCACCAGCAAGGUACCAUGCCCCUUAUUGCGGUUGCGAGAAGAGCUUAUCCCGCUUCUGGUUUUGCAAACACUGCCUCAAGCCCUUAUCUUUCGUGGAGCCGCGCAUUACUCAGGUCGCGCGCGGGGCCUGGGCGAACAUGCCGCCUCACGGAUCGCUCCCAGCUGUCGGCGACGACCAUUUCCGAAGCGGCAGCGGCAAGGGCUGUGUUGGCUCAGCUGCAGCCAAGGGUGGUUGUGCCAUGGACUGCCAUGCAAGCGAGAUAGGGCGCAGGCUUCAGUCUGGUUUCAUCGCAGCAAAGGCCCAAGCCAGCAGGCCGACCACUACGCCACUCUUGCGCCAGCUGCAGCAAGCGUCCGGACCCAAGCCCCAGUUGGUCGGCACGGCGCAGCGUGCGAUGCGGGAGGCGACGAAGGCGCCGGACAGGAAGGUUAGGAUCGCUGAACAGCUUAAGGAGCAUACCCUGCAAGCAGAGCAGGCCGCUAUCAUAUCCUUGGCGGAGUUCGAGGGGUGCCAGGCGAACUACCACAAGGCGGUGCGCUCGUUGGCCGAGAAUGUCCCGCCUGCCGUGAAGACUGGUGAUGUGAAUGACGGCGCAGCGGUUAUUUUUCGGCAUGGGCUCAGCUUGGGGCGCCUUUUGGAUGCGGAGUCUCAAAUCGAGAUCUUUGCUGACGACGACCUCUUCGGCCCGUGGGCGGAGGGCGUCGAGCUUUCGGAUGGCGAGCGAGACGAGGUGGCUCGCCGCAAGGCCGAGGUGGAGCAGACGAUCAAGCGCGCCGUCGUCGAGUCGUUCGGCGCCGUCAAGGCGCGUUGCCUGGCAGCGACCCUGCUGGGCGAGUGGAACCGCUUGCUCCCUCACCCAUGCCUCAGGCCCCCCCCGCUGCAGCAGCGGCGGAGGCCGACGGCUUGGCGAAGGCCUGCUGACGCCCCGUCGGACGCCGAGGGCCACCGGCGGUUGUUCGCUCGUGCUGUUCAGACGGCCAAGGCCGCUGCCGAGGCAGGAGACACCGCGGCAUUUUCCAUUUACCUUGAUUGCGACAAUCCGCUGGGCCUGGACUCCAUUCACAUGUUUGGAAUAGGGUCGGCGAGGUUCUGCGCCAGCUCUAGGUCCACGCGCGUCCUGUUGGAGCCCCUGGGGUUCACCAUCUCGGCUGCCAAGGGGAUCGCCGCGGGCUCGUCGGCCCGCGUGGCCCAGGUCAUCCGCGUGGGCCGCAGAGCUUGGGACUUCAUGAGCUCGGGGGCCACGGAGAACAUAGGCGCGGGCGUCGCAGGGGCCCGCGGGCGCCCUGCCAAGCCCUACAAGGCCAGCGUCGAGCCAGUCAAGUGGCCAGCGGCCCCAGCCACCCAUCGGCGUCUCGGGCGGGAAGGGGUGAAGCUUGACAAGUGGGACAUCGGGGACGGGGUCCUGCCUGACCUCUCCAACUUCGAGCGCCGCUCCGUCCUGUCUCCCACCGUGUUCAUGCGGGUGGUUGCCUGCGUCAAGUGCAGCUUCAGAGAUAGCGAUGUCAUCGGCCCCUAUUGCCUAGUGUGUGGGCAGGCAGAGGGGAUCCCCGAGCACAGGCAGAGGCGGGGGCAGCGGAGCCAGGUCGGGCAGGGUGCCGCGAGGGAGGUGGGGCGCGGGCUGGUGGCCGUGUGCCCAGGCGGCGCGCCCCAGCAGCAGGCGGCGCCGGGGCCCCUGCUCGCCGGCAGCGCCUCGGUCGCGGGCGUGUCCUCGCCGAAGCCGCCGGGGCGCCGCGUGGAGGUGCUCGGCGGGCCCGCGCCGAGCUUUCCGCAGCCGCGCGCCGUGCCGCACACCACGUACGCGGCGAGCGCAGCAGGGCUACUGCGGCAGGCGAGCGCGGCGGCGCUGCCGCGCCAGGCCAGCGCUGCGGCGCGUGACACGGGGCCCGCCGCGCUGAGCCUGCAGCAGCUGGAGGAGCGCCUGGAGCUGGAGAGGAGCGGCACGGCCAGCCGCAUCGAGGAGCUGUUCGCGCUCCAGAACCAGGACCUGGAGUCCGUCCUCGUGCGCAAGGUGAACCAGGUCCUCCAGGUCGCCACCGUCAACCAGUCGCACGCGGCCCGCAUCGACGCGGAGCUGGAGGAGCUGCGGAGCCUCCCCGCCAGGCUGGGGCAGCUGGAGCACCGGCUGCCGGAGGCCCUCGCCGAGCGCGACGGCCCCGGGAGCGGCGGCGGCAGCUGCCGCAGUUGGUCGCUCACCGCGGAGGCGGCGGGCGACCAGCUGCGGGAGGCGGUGGCCGCGCUGCAGGCCUCGGUGGAGUCCCUGCGGGCCACGCAGGAGAGCCACGCGAGCAGCCUGGACCUCCUCCGGGCCCAGAGCAGCCGGGCGCCCAAGCUGGACGUGGAGAAGCAGCUGCGGCAGCUCGACGCCAUGUUCAACGACCUCGAGGGCACCGUGUCGAGGCACCUCGACGGGCUGCAGGCGCAGCUGUCGCGGGAGCUCACCGCUGUGCGCAGAGAGGUGGAGGUGCUCAAAGCUGGCUGCGCUGACGACGACGGCCCCGGCGCGCCCGCGGGGUGGCAGCAACUGGAGUCCAAGGUGGAGGGCAUCCUGGAGGCUGAGAGGUUGGAGCGGAGGCGCCAGGUGGACGAGGUGUCGGCCGCUAUCCGCUCCGAGAGCGACCGCUCGGCGCGGCUGCGGGACGACCUGGCGGCACAGCAGGCGUCACUGCGGCACGAGCUGGCCGCGAUCGCCAAGGGCCCGAGCCACGAGCUGCUGUCGGCGCUCCAGGUGGAGCUGCAGCGCCUGAAGGGCGCGGUGGCCGCGCAGGCCGAGGAGCUUGGGCGCGUGGAGCGGGCGCAGCAGGCGGGCGCCUCGCAGGGCCAGGAGGAGCUCCAGGCGGCGGUUCGCCAGCUGCAGGAGGGCCUGCGCGCCGCGCACGCCCGCGGCGCUGGGGAGGCGGAGGCCGCACGCGCGGGGCUGCUGGCCUCGGGCGCUGGGCUGCGCGAGGCCUUGGACGCCGAGCGCGCCGAGCGCGUCCAGGGUCUGGAGGCGUUGGGCCAGCGGUUGCAGGAGGCGGACGCCCGGCUGCAGGAGACCCUGCAGGCUGAGCGGCGGGAGCGCGCCGUGCAGGAGGAGAUGGGCGCCACGCUGCGGGAGGCCCUCGACGCAGAGCGGAGGGGGCGCGCCGCGCAGCUGGAGGCCCUCGAGGCCGCCCUGCAGAAGGCUGGCGAGGCGGACCGCCGGGGCCUCUUGCUGGAGCAAGAGAGGCUCGGCGCGGAGCUGCGGGAGGCGCUCGUGACGGAGCGCCGGGAGCGCGCCCUGGGGGCGGAGGCGCUGGAGGCGAGGCUGCGCGACGCGCUGGAGGCGGAGCGCCGGGAGCGCGGCGAGCAGCUCGUGCGCUCCGGCGCCGAGCUCCGCGAGGCGCUGGAGGCCGAGCGCCUGGAGCUGGAGGCGCAGGGCCUGCACAGGUUUCGGGAGGCCCUGGAGGCCGAGCGCGGGGAACGGUCGCUGCAGCUCGGGGAGGUCCGCGCCCUGCUGCAAGAUCAGCAGGCCGCCUCGCAGGGCCAUGCCAUGCGCUUGGAGGAGCUGGGGCAGGAGGUGGCCUCGCGGGCGGCGGAGGCGCGGAAGGCAGGCCGCGUCGCGGUGGACUUGUCCACGAAGUGCCGCACGGCAGCCACGCUGGCGCCAGCGUUGACGAGCUCCCGCAGCACGGCCAGCCCGCCGACAAGGCAUCGCGAAGGCGGUGGCGCGGGCAGAGGCCCAUUUCGCGAAGGCGAGCACCACGCGGCGCCGAGGCGCCACGUGCACGAGCGUAAUGAAUCCGAGAAUGUCGGCGUCGUGCUCCAGUACGGAGGCAAUGUCAAACUCUACGAGAGUGACGGCAACACCUUGCACAAGCCUGGACGUGGAGUACACGACCAGGCGGCGCAGCAGCAUCAGACGCAGGCGAUCGUGGAGGGGCUCAUCAAGGGCUUGGCCACUUCUGUUGCAGCACCGCAGCUCGCCCAGGUGACCAAGGCGCUGCAGGCCCAGCUCAACCCCUCCGUGGUGACCAGCAAGGCCAAUCUCGACAGGGCCAAGCAGCGGGAGGCCGAGGCAGCAAUGACAUUGGCACAAGUGGAUUUUGAGCGGAAGCAGGCCACAGCAGCCUUCGCUUGCGAGGUCAGAGGCUCAGCAGAGCAACCUGAGCAGUCCACCUCGCAGGCUGCUUUCGACAUAGUGUGGGACGAAGAUCUAUUCAAAGAUCUGGACCAGCUAGAGGGCAUAGAGACGGCCGAGAAGGACGACUUGAUGAAGAUCCACGCCGAACUCCAACAAUACAAGUCCCAGCUGGCGUCCAAAUCCGAGGACGUGAAAUCCAGGAUCGCGAGGGCCAAGGAGCUCCACGAGACGAUCCACGUGCGCGUCGGCAAGAAGCGCAAGACCGAGGCCGACGAGGACAAGCAGCCGACGGACGGGGCGGACGAGGCUCAGGCGGGCGGUGGCGGCGGCGCUAGCCAGGUCGGCAACACCAAGAUCGGCAAGGGCACCAGGGCCUCCCGCGGCAAGGGCGGCGGAGCUGGUGGCAAGGAGAGGGAUGCCUCGGCGCAAACCGGCGCCAUCUCCAGCGCCAAGGUUUUGAACCUCUUCGACGCGAUCUUCCAGAAGAUCAGCAUCGCGGAGACCCUCCAGGCGAGCAUAGCUACUUUUCACGAGUUCUACUUCGGCGAGAGGCUCCAGUGUGCAGGUAUCGGGUACCUCGACAGGGAGUCAGACUUCGCCGCCUUCUACUUCACGUUCUGCAGGGCCCCAGGCUGCGUCAGGCGCAGGAAGGAGCCAACCACGCUGGCACAGCGGCUGCUCCACUAG
Prorocentrum cordatum is the source of this 5658-nucleotide messenger RNA. The record is from the annotation of a GenBank genome assembly. NCBI's taxonomy places the organism in Eukaryota, Dinophyceae, Prorocentrales, Prorocentraceae.